Molecule: messenger RNA, 7036 nt
Organism: Labrus bergylta (ballan wrasse)
Lineage: Eukaryota; Metazoa; Chordata; Actinopteri; Labriformes; Labridae
Gene: mink1
Product: misshapen-like kinase 1
Biological process (GO): protein phosphorylation
Molecular function (GO): protein kinase activity; ATP binding
Source: RefSeq, a predicted model, not a curated record
ACCGCCGUAGCGAAACCAACAGACGAAAACACUUGAGGAGUGUUGUGUGCAGCCAAUCGUCAGAACAACCCUGCUGCGAGACUACGAGGUCUGCGAGUUGGGAGGGAAGGAGCAAAAAAAAAAAAAAAAAGAAAACAUGGCGAAAUAACAAGUUUGGCCGUCAUCCGCAGUUUGAAUCUGCAUGGUUUCUGUCUGUGCUGGACGAAUACAGCAAGCUCGGGAAAAGCCCCUGGACGUUUGGAGAGAACGAUUAUUACGCAGAAACUUUGAACAGUCGAGGGCCCCAGCUUUACAAGUACGGUGGCUGAGACACAUUGCGCCUGCCUUUUCUGCCUGUGUUUCCCCCCCUCCUCCUCCUCCUCCUCCCUUCCCCCGGAAGGCUGGCAGUGCUAGGCGCGACUGUCAACACAGAAAAUGGAUGAAGACGGAAAAGUUUAUUCUGGAAACGAGUAUUUUGGCCAUUUAGCUUAGCUGCGUUAGCGCACCUGACGCGGUGUCGCCGCUGGGCUUUUCCGGACGAAACUGGGGAAUAUAAUUUUAAGUUUGGAAAAACUGCAGUUUGCAUAGAUGCACAAUUCAAUCAAGGCGGCUGUGUUCAUUUCCUGUGUUAUAUUCGGGUAGUGUAUUGUAUUCGAGGUGGAUAAUGACAGCCUGACAGUCGGUUCUGGUUCUGGUUGCGCACGGACGCCAUCACAAUCAGACCGCUGCGUUUCUCCACUGCGCUGCAAAGCCCUUAAAAUGUUAUUUUGUUGCACUCUUAAUAUCAGUCCAGCGAGGAAUGUGUUACAUCCAUCUGGGUAGUUUGUCUUUUUUCCUACAACACGCAACAUUGUCUCUUUUUGAGAAGACAAACCGGGGAUGUGUCAGAGCAGCGGAGACUCGGCGUCUUGUCAAAAUGAACGCAGCAAGGUGUUCAACAACAGCGGCGGUGCAUCGCGUUGAAAGGCUGCCAGUUGUGAAUACGGUACCGAUGGCCGGCUAAAUCUUUUAUUUCAGCUUGCAUGUGUUUUGAUCGGAUGUUACAGAGGGCAUUUCUGUAAAAAAAACAAAAAAACCCAAACAAACAAAAAAAAAACAACUGCGGAUAACAGUUGCUUGCUCUCGGCCGGAGUUAACGCGAGCUCGUCAGCUGGGUGCGUCUGUGCAGAUCCACCGUGUUGUUCCAGCACACAGGGCAGCCCUUUUUUUUUUUUUUGCUUUGUUUUCCAACCAACAAGCUCGUUUUAGAAGCUUCUUUUGCUUUUUUUCCCCCCACCCCUCUUUGCUACUUCGUGAGACAUUUAAGUGGCUAACUUGGUGAGCUAACGUCUCUUUAAGUUUUCGCGCAGCCAUGUCUGAAAACGCCCCCACACGAAGCCUGGAUGACAUCGACCUCGCAGCUCUGAGGGAUCCAGCAGGAAUCUUCGAGCUGGUCGAGGUGGUCGGCAAUGGGACGUAUGGGCAGGUGUACAAGGGCCGUCACGUGAAGACGGGCCAGCUGGCCGCCAUCAAAGUGAUGGAUGUCACAGAGGAGGAAGAGGAGGAGAUCAAAGCCGAAAUCAACAUGCUGAAAAAAUACAGCCACCACCGAAACAUAGCCACAUACUACGGUGCCUUUGUCAAGAAGAGUCCACCGGGACAUGACGACCAACUCUGGCUGGUGAUGGAGUUCUGUGGCGCGGGAUCAGUGACCGACCUGGUGAAAAACACAAAGGGCAGCUCCCUGAAGGAGGACUGGAUUGCUUACAUCUGCAGAGAGAUCCUGAGGGGCCUUUCUCACCUCCACGCCCACAAAGUGAUCCACAGAGACAUCAAGGGCCAGAACGUGCUGCUAACGGAGAACGCAGAGGUCAAACUGGUGGAUUUUGGUGUCAGCGCUCAGUUGGACAGGACAGUCGGGCGUAGGAACACCUUUAUCGGUACACCUUACUGGAUGGCACCUGAGGUUAUCGCCUGUGAUGAGAACCCUGACUCCACCUAUGACUACAGGAGCGAUAUCUGGUCCCUGGGGAUCACAGCCAUAGAGAUGGCGGAGGGAGCUCCACCUUUGUGUGACAUGCACCCGAUGAGAGCCCUCUUCCUUAUCCCAAGGAAUCCCCCUCCGAAACUGAAAUCCAAAAAAUGGUCCAAGAAGUUCAUUGACUUCAUAGAGGGCUGUCUGGUGAAGACUUACACCAGCCGACCAUCGACGGAGCAGCUGCUCAAGCACUCCUUCAUCAGGGACCAGCCCACCGAGCGCCAGGUCCGAAUCCAGCUCAAAGACCACAUCGACCGAACUCGCAAGAAACGAGGAGAGAAAGAAGAGACGGAGUAUGAGUACAGCGGUAGUGAUGAAGAGGAUGAAAAUCGUGGAGAUGACAGAGAGUCUAGUUCAAUCCUCAAUGUGCCCGGCGAGUCCACCUUGAGGCGGGACUUCCAGCGUCUGCAGCAGGAGAACAAAGAGCGGUCCGAGGCUCACAAGAGGCAGCAGGCCCAACUGGCCGCUCAGCGCAGAGACCCCGAGGAGCACAAGAGGCAGCUGUUGCACGACCGACAGAAACGCAUUGAAGAACAGAAGGAACAGCGGCGUCGACUUGAAGAGCAACAGAGAAAGGAGCGAGAGAUGGUGAGGCAGCAGGAAAAGGGUCCCCACCGGAGACUCGACGAUAUGAGACGGGAGGAAGAUAGGAGGUUGGCUGAGAGGGAGCAGGAGUUUAUCAGACAUAAGUUAGAAGAAGAGCAGCGGCAGUUAGAAAUCCUCCAGCAGCAGCUGCUUCAGGAGCAAGCACUGCUCAUGGAGUAUAAGCGCAAACAGCUGGAGGAGCAGCGUCAGUCAGAGCGGCUGCAGAGGCAGCUGCAGCAGGAGCACGCUUACCUUGUGUCUCUGCAGCAGCAGCAGCAAGAGAAGAAGCCCCAGCUCUACCACUUUAACAAAAACCUGGAGCCCAACAACAAACCCACUUGGGCUCGUGAGGUGGAGGAGCGGAGUAAGCUCAACAGACAGGGCUCACCCAAAAUCUGCACCACCGUCUCUGACACCGCCACAUCGCGUUCUGACUCAAUCAGCCAAUCAGGAGUGGGGCAGUCUUCUCAGACCCCACCCAUGCAGAGGCCUGUUGAACCGCAGGGGGGUCAAGGAAAGUUCCAAAUGGCUCACUUGGUCCCCUUGAAGCCUUACGCUGCCCCUGUCCCUCGCUCCCAGUCUCUCUGUGACCAGCCCACUAAGACCAUGUCCGCAUUCCCCACCCAGGACCCCUCACUUGCUCCCACACCCCGCCCCAUCCACUCUAGAGAGCUGGUGCGUCAAAACUCAGACCCUACUUCUGAAACCCCGGCACCACAGGCUCACCAAAUCAGAGAGGACCGCGGGCCGUGGAUCCGCUUGCCGGAUGUGGAACUCCCACCCAAGAUUCCUCAGAGGACGGCAUCCAUCGCUACAGCUCUCAACACCAACCUGUCCUCUGGCAUACGGCAUCCAGUCAGAGCCAGCAAUCCAGAUCUGAGCCGUAAUGAUCGCUGGGAGAGAGGAGACAGCAUGAGCAUCAUAUCCAACCUGCCCCAGACUGGCUCUCUAGAGAGGCAUCGCAUCCUCAGCACCUCCAAAAUGGACUCACCCAUCCUCUCCCACGAUAGUCGUCAUAAGCCGGGGGAGUCUCGCACCUCCUCUCGCCCAGGGCGCCCUGCUAGUUACAAGAGAGCUAUAGGGGAGGACCACGGCCUCUUUGCCAAGGAGCGUACCGAGGAGCAGCCGAGACCCCCGGUCAAGGCCAACGACUACUCCUCGUCCUCCGAGAGCAGCGAGAGCAGUGAGGAAAGCGAGAGCGGGGAGGGUGUUGAAGAGGAAGAGAGCCCGACUGAUCGUCAAAGGGACGCAGACACAGAUUCAGUAAACACCAUGGUGGUGCAUGAAGACGAAGGCGAGGUGGGUGAGGGGGAGCAGGCUGGAGGCUACGGGGAUCAGACCAUGCUGGUGCAGAGGACCCCAGAGAAGCGGAGUCAUAAUGGGUACACUAACUUGCCAGAUGUGGUUCAGCCCUCCCACUCCCCCACGGAUUCAGCCUCCCACUCCUCCCCCGGGAAGGACUCUGUUUAUGAUUAUCAGUCCAGAGGUUUGGUUAAAGCAUCUGGAAAGUCCUCCUUCACAACCUUUGUGGAUCUUGGCAUGUACCAGUCACCAGGAAGUACAGGGGAUACCAUCUCUGUCACUGGCUCGAGGUUUGAGCAGCUGAAGAUGGAGGUGAGGAAAGGAUCCAUGGUGAAUGUAAAUCCAACCAACACGCGCCCCCCCAACGACACACCUGAGAUCCGCAAGUACAAGAAGAGGUUCAACUCUGAGAUCCUGUGUGCUGCGCUCUGGGGUGUGAACCUCCUGGUGGGCACAGAGAACGGUUUGAAGCUGCUGGACCGCAGUGGUCAGGGCAAGGUUUACCCCCUCAUCAACUCUCGCAGGUUCCAACAGAUGGACGUCCUGGAGGGCCUCAACCUGCUCAUCACAAUAUCAGGCAAGAAAAACAAAGUGCGUGUCUACUACCUCGCCUGGCUGAGGAACAAGAUCCUCCACAACGACCCCGAGGUGGAGAAGAAGCAAGGCUGGACCACUGUGGGGGAGAUGGAGGGCUGUGUGCACUACAAAGUGGUGAAAUACGAGAGGAUAAAGUUCCUGGUGAUUGCUUUGAAGAAUGCAGUGGAGGUGUACGCUUGGGCGCCCAAACCUUAUCACAAAUUCAUGGCCUUCAAGUCUUUUGCUGACCUGCCUCACCGGCCGGUCCUGGUGGACCUGACAGUGGAGGAGGGUCAGAGGUUGAAAGUCAUUUAUGGUUCUUGUGCUGGCUUUCAUGCCAUCGACGUGGACUCUGGAAACAACUAUGACAUCUACAUACCUGUUCAUAUCCAGAGCCAUGUGAUGCCUCACGCGAUAGUCUUCCUGCCCAGCUCAGACGGCAUGGAGAUGCUGCUCUGCUACGAGGACGAAGGCGUCUACGUCAACACCUACGGACGAAUCAUCAAGGACGUGGUGCUGCAGUGGGGCGAGAUGCCCACAUCUGUUGCUCAUAUCUGCUCUAACCAGAUCAUGGGAUGGGGGGAAAAGGCCAUUGAGAUCCGCUCCGUAGAGACCGGCCACCUGGAUGGUGUCUUCAUGCACAAAAGAGCCCAAAGGCUGAAGUUUCUUUGUGAGAGAAAUGACAAGGUGUUCUUUGCAUCGGUGCGGUCCGGAGGCAGCAGCCAGGUUUACUUCAUGACCCUGAACAGAAACUGCAUCAUGAACUGGUGAAGGAUCAGCUGCUCCGGUCAGCGAGUGGAUCCCAGCAGGAAGUGCAUCUGAAAACUCCCCACAAACGCAUGCACGCUAAUCUGAAUUUCCUCUGCAGCGCUCUCUAUCAUUCACACACUCGUACUCUAAUACAGAAUACACACACACACACACACACACACACACACACACACACACACACACACACACACACACACAAACAAAAUGAUCUAAAACCCAUUUCAGCCUACACUCCUUCUGAAGAUACGGUUUCUACCAAGGCUCACUGACAACCCUCUCCCUCGAGUCAUCAUGAAAAAUCUCAAUGACCUUCAGAUGUUAAUACCAUCAAUUUGUAAUGUAUAUAUUCUCGUCUUGAUUUACUUUAGUUGGUGGACCUGUGUUCAGUCGUGAUUUAGUUCCUAAUUGUGAAGUAUGUUAAAAAACAUUCCUUGAUGGUUCUUCAGUACAUUUUGAGGAAGGCAUUAUUUACCCUUACUGUGUGUCCAAAUGAAGCUGUAAAUAGGUAGCACCUUACACUUAGAUCUGAAUCAUCUGCAGGCCUCUUAUAAAGCCUCCAUUCAAUGUGGAUGUAAAAUAUCAACAUGCUGGGGGAUGUCCAUCUGCAGCGGCUUGUAGACCUAUCAUGAGGCUAUCAUAAAUUUGAAGGAGGCUUAAAGGAAGGAUUAAGUACAAAACUAUUGCAAAGGGACAUUGAAGUCAGGACGAAGCAGCUUUUGUUUGAAUCAGUUGUCGACCGUUGACCUGAAGUCAAACUGAAGUCAUGUUCAUGCCAACUUUGUUCUCCGGAUGGCAAAGUGAGCUCGCGUCUCUUAAAUCCCUGCACAUGAGCCUUGAACGCUUCACAAGCGAGGAACAUUUCAGUGUGGAUCAAAAUCAGAAGUCUCACACGUGAAAUCUCCUGCUUUUGCCUAUUUUUUUUUCUUUUUCUAUGAUUUAAAAAAAAAAAAAAAACAACAACCUUCGUUUAUUUGACUCAUCAGGCUUGUAUCUAAACUUUCUGUUUUCAUACAUUUACAAAAUACAACAAUUUGAUAUGUAUAUGUAGUGAUUCUGUAUUGGUAUUAGCCUACUGGUAUUCUUACUUUUACUGUAAUUAUAUUGCCAUUAUAUUGCAAUAUAUGCUAUUCUCGUGGAGCCUUUGAAAAGGGGAGUUCCUGUAUUUAGCGUGGUAGAUUUUAGGGAGUACGAGGACAUCAGAGAGAGACGUGAAAGGAGGGUGUCGCUUUGGAUCCCAGAUUAUUUUCAAGGUCCUUUCACUCUGCUACCACAGUGAUCUAAUUCUACUGUAUUGUAUUUCAGUUCGUAGACUAUUUCUGCUGGUGUGGAUCUUUAUGUGAGAACUGUUUGUCCAGGGGAUUUCAGUAGAACAGAUCUGGGUGUGGUACAGUUUAAAUUUGUCUCGGGUCAGAGGACGGAUUAUGUGAUAGGGUGGCUGUAAUACGACAUAGUCACUCUGGAGGAAGAGGAACACAUCAGACUUAAUAUAUUUUGUACAUUCUGCCAAAGUUCAGUGCAACAGGAGGAGGAAUAAUGGCCAAAGGAAAAUAGAGCUUAUGUGCAACUUAAGAAAGAAACUUCCUAUUGAUCACUAACCGAUGUUCAUUUCACAUUAUACAUCCACAAUGUCAGACGACUUCUCGCUGAUGUCAUGGCACAAAUCGUGUUUUUAAGGACAUGAACCAAAUAAAAAGCAGCUGAAGAUGAUACAGUUUGCUCUGGUACUCCAGGCAGUGCGAUGUUAGUAAGUAGUAGGCAGCGUAAUCAGGAUGUAGCUCGGUGACAAUCUGUGAGCGGCGGGUAAGU